Molecule: messenger RNA, 2306 nt
Organism: Setaria italica (foxtail millet)
Lineage: Eukaryota; Viridiplantae; Streptophyta; Magnoliopsida; Poales; Poaceae
Product: aspartate--tRNA ligase 2, cytoplasmic
Exons: 7
Coding region: 736-2223 (495 amino acids)
Biological process (GO): aspartyl-tRNA aminoacylation
Cellular component (GO): cytoplasm; cytosol; aminoacyl-tRNA synthetase multienzyme complex
Molecular function (GO): aspartate-tRNA ligase activity; ATP binding; RNA binding
Source: RefSeq, a predicted model, not a curated record
UUCCCCUCUCCGGCGCCAGCCUCCAUCGCAACACAUAAGGCCAAACGAUCAGCCUUGACCGCCGGCCAAUCCAUCCUCCCAUUCCUCCGUCGUGGGCCGCGCCGCUGGUUUCGUCGGAAAGAGGGAAGAGGCGUUAAAUUGCAUAGAGAAGUUUUCAAAAGGAUCCCUCUUUCCAUAUUUUAUUUCUAGAACUACCCCCAAUCGGAUCGCGAUCCAUCUAGGGACCGAUUUUGAACCAUCCGAUCAGUCCUGUGCGGCUUAGAGCGGCAGAACAAAAAACCAACGCCGGUAUUUUUUCAAAUUACACCUUAUUAUUGAAGUUCCGUCAAAAUAUGCCCCCAAACUGGAUCGCCAUUAAUAAUCGCGAUCCAACUUGGGGUCCAUAUCAACCAUUCGAUCGGAUACAUGCGGCUGUGAUCGAGGCAGGAAAAAGAAGCAGCGACAUUUUUCCAAAAAGGCCCCCUUUUCUGACGUCAGCCUUCAAGUCCACGACAGCGACGACGCCACUGGCCCACCGCGCUCUACAACCACCAGCAAGCGAAGUUUCCACUGAGCUUCUGGAAGAAAAGCCUCCACCAGUUCACUGCUGCCGGCCGCCGGCCGCCGCCGCCAGCCAACUACCCAUGGCCCCACCAGUUCGCGGCGCACUACAGCAACCACCCGCAAGCGCAGCAGCUCCCACUAACCUUCUGGAGCAGGAGCCUUCGCCGCCGGCCGUCGCAGAGCCCACCACCCAUGGCUUCCGGUUCCGGCGAAGAGCUCCACGGCCACGAGGAUGAGGACUACGGCGACGCGGCCACCAUGGAGGCGCUGCGGCAGCUGCGCGCGGGAUACGCCUGGGCGGACGUGGCGUCGCUCGAGCCGGCGUCGGCGGCGGGCCGCGCCGUGCGCGUGCGCGGAGCGGCGCAGGCGGUGCGCGCCGUGGGGCGGCGCGUGGCGUUCCUCGUGCUGCGGCAGGGGGCAGCCACCGUGCAGUGCGUGGUGUCCGGCGGCGAUGGUGGGAUGGCGCGGUUCGCGGCCGGGCUGAGCCGGGAGUCGGUGGUGGACGUGGCUGGCGUCGUGUCGCUGCCACGGGAGCCCGUCCGCGGCACCACCCAGCAGCUCGUGGAGAUCCAGGUGGAGAAGCUCCACUGCAUCAGCAGGGCCGUCCCCAACCUCCCGAUCAGCGUCGCUGCCGCCGCGCGGAGCAAGGAAGAUGUCGCAAGAGCCAAAGCUGCCGGGGAGCAGCUUGUUCAUGUCGGGCAGGACAAGCGGCUGGACUACCGGGUGAUCGACCUCCGCACCGCCGCCAACCAGGCCAUCUUCCGCGUCCAAUGCCAAGUCGAAAACGUGUUCAGGCAGGUGCUGCUGUCGGAAGGGUUCGUUGGCAUCCACACGCCGAAGCUGCUCGGCGGGUCGAGCGAGGGCGGCGCGGCGGUGUUCAAGCUGGACUACAACGGGCAGCCGGCGUGCCUGGCGCAGUCGCCGCAGCUGCACAAGCAGAUGGCGGUGUGCGGUGGCUUCGAGCGCGUCUUCGAGGUGGGACCCGUGUUCAGGGCCGAGGGCUCCGACACCCACCGCCACCUCUGCGAGUUCGUCGGCCUCGACGUCGAGAUGGCGCUCAGGGACCAUUAUUCCGAGGUGUGCGAUGUUGUGGAUCGGCUGUUCGUCGCCAUGUUUGAUCAUCUGAACAAGAACUGCGCCAAGGAGCUCGAGGCCAUCCAGAGGCAGUACCCCUUCAAACCGUUAAAGUACUUGGAGACGACGCUGCGGCUCGACUACGACGAAGGCAUCCGAAUGCUGCAGGAAGCCGGGGUCCACGUCGACCCCAUGGGGGACCUCAACACUGAGGCCGAGAAAAAGCUGGGCGAGCUUGUUCGAGACAAGUACGGCACGGAGUUCUACAUGCUCUGCCGGUACCCGUCGGCGGUGAGGCCGUUCUACACCAUGCCCUGCUCCGACGACCCACGGUACAGCUGCUCCUUCGACGUCUUCGUCCGGGGCGAGGAGAUCAUCUCGGGGGCGCAGAGGGUGCACGACCCGGAGCUCCUGGCGGCGCAGGCGGAGGCGCGGGGCAUCGACGUCGGCACCAUCGCCGCCUACGUCGACUCGUUCCGGUACGGCGCGCCGCCGCACGGCGGGUUCGGCGUCGGGCUGGAGCGGGUGGUGAUGCUCUUCUGCGGCCUCGGCAACAUCAGGAAGACGUCGCUCUUCCCUCGCGACCCCAGGAGGCUGGCGCCAUGACCCCAGCUCCAUGCCCCUGUCAUGUGGACCCCCCGUGCAUAUCAAAACGCACAUAAAUAAUAAGCUGACACGUAUGUUCGUAA